Molecule: messenger RNA, 1161 nt
Organism: Helianthus annuus (common sunflower)
Lineage: Eukaryota; Viridiplantae; Streptophyta; Magnoliopsida; Asterales; Asteraceae
Product: probable xyloglucan endotransglucosylase/hydrolase protein 7
Exons: 4
Coding region: 59-937 (292 amino acids)
Biological process (GO): xyloglucan metabolic process; cell wall biogenesis
Cellular component (GO): apoplast; cell wall
Molecular function (GO): hydrolase activity, hydrolyzing O-glycosyl compounds; xyloglucan:xyloglucosyl transferase activity
Source: RefSeq, a predicted model, not a curated record
UCCUUUAUCCAAACUUGUAUCAUCACACAAGACAAACAUUUCGUUAGUACAUGGUCAUAUGACACAUUUGUUGACAAUGUUUUUCAAUAUAAGUGUUCUUUUUCUUGUCCUAAUAGUGACCAUGUCACUGGUGGCCGACGCUAGACCCGCUACGUUCCUUCAAGAUUUUCGUAUUACAUGGUCUGAUUCUCACAUCAGACAACUCGAUGGCGGUCGGGCCAUUCAACUUGUUCUUGACCAAAAUUCAGGAUGUGGGUUCGCUUCGAAAAGCCAAUACUUGUUCGGACGUGUGAGCAUGAAGAUUAAACUUAUUCCAGGAGACUCUGCGGGCACUGUUACCGCUUUCUAUAUGAAUUCGGAUACCGAUCAAGUUCGUGACGAGCUGGAUUUUGAGUUCUUGGGUAACCGAACCGGGCAACCUUACUCGGUCCAAACCAACGUGUAUGCUCAUGGAAAAGGUGACCGAGAACAAAGGGUUAACCUUUGGUUUGACCCAGCUGCUGACUAUCACACUUACUCCAUCUUGUGGAACCAUCAUCAUGUUGUGUUUUCUGUGGAUGAAGUCCCCAUAAGAGUAUACAAGAACAACGAAGCUAGAGGGGUACCAUUCCCCAAGUUCCAACCAAUGGGAGUUUACUCGACAUUAUGGGAAGCAGAUGAUUGGGCAACAAGAGGUGGGCUCGAAAAAAUCGACUGGAGCAAAGCACCAUUUUACGCAUAUUACAAGGACUUCGACAUUGAGGGUUGCCCGGUCCCUGGACCCAAAACUUGUGCAUCAAACCCUUCCAACUGGUGGGAGGGUGCGAGCUACCAACAACUUGACCCAGUUGCAGCCCGUCGUUACCGAUGGGUCCGCAUGAACCAUAUGGUCUAUGAUUAUUGCACUGAUAAGAGCCGCUACCCGGUCACACCACCAGAAUGUGUAGCCGGAAUAUGAUUUGAUUAUGUGCAUCAGCAAUGAGAAGUUUAUAUAUAUUUGUGUGUUGAAAAUAAAAUCAGUAAAUAACUUGUAUUUAUAUUGUGUACGUAAACGAGGGUUGAGUAUGUAAUUGUACCAAACAAAGACUCCUCGAUGGCGUGGAAAAUAUUGUAUCUGUGUUUACAUCAAUUUGAUUUAUCCGAAUAAUGUUUAUUGUUUAGUAAAAGGCUAAAAGCGAUUUA